AUGAAAACCAUAGCUCAACCAUGUCCACAACCUCCUGGAGCAGGAGAGCCCGAGUACCCACUACUGCCUGAUGCGCAGUUUCUCAAACACAAUCCUCUUCUGGACUAUCAUGAUCACAAUGCUGACUCAGGCGAGGGAGCCCUUCCAGUGCCAGAGAAUGUCAUGUUCCCGGGUGCGAUGACAGCUGAUCCACGAACAGCUGGAAGUGAUGACGAUGACGGUCAGUUUUUUAGCCAGUAA
This is a messenger RNA of Cooperia oncophora, 240 nucleotides long. The record is from the annotation of a GenBank genome assembly. Lineage: Eukaryota; Metazoa; Nematoda; Chromadorea; Rhabditida; Trichostrongylidae.